AUGUCCCACACGUACAAGUCUGAGUACCCUUCGGGUCUUACUACAGACCCCGAGAUUGUCCAGUUUUUCGAGGACUUUUACAAGACCUCUGACACGCCUGGCGCCCACGACCAAUAUGUUGACCUCUUCGCAAAGGACGCAACCUUUAUACUAGCCUCUAAGCAUUGUGUCGGGCAUGAUGAUGGAAGUAUCACUAAGAAUCAAGCAGAAAUCACAACGACAAGACAUGGCAUGUGGACCGCUGUCGCCUCCCGAAAGCACUCCAUCCCCAAGAUCUUCCCUUUUGGAAAUGGGACUAAUGAGUUUAUGCUCUAUGGUUCGGUUGCGUUGGGCUUGAAGAAUGGUGCUGAGGCAGAAGUCGACUGGGCGGCAAGAGCUGAGGUGCUUAAAUCCCCCUCAGACGGAAAAUGGAGGAUGUCUUUCUACCAAGUAUACCUGGACACUGGAGCUACAGCUGCCUAUGCUAAGAAAUGA
Molecule: messenger RNA, 474 nt
Organism: Clonostachys solani
Lineage: Eukaryota; Fungi; Ascomycota; Sordariomycetes; Hypocreales; Bionectriaceae
Source: the annotation of a GenBank genome assembly